AGGGAAGCGGGACAAUUCCACACCAAAGGGCGUUCUGCCACUCACUUCGGCACGCGCCUUCGCCUUUUUCCAAAGGGAACGGAGAUCAGCCUAACUCUGAAAGGGUCGAAUCCUGUCUGUUCCUUCUCUGCAGAUCUUCUGCCUGCUUCGGACGGAGAAGCGGUCACCUUGGCUUUCCUACAAGAUGUGAUGGACAUUUUGCUCCAGUACCUGGUGAAAAAUUUCGACCGAUCCACCAAGGUGAUUGAUUUCCACUAUCCAAACGAGCUGCUUCAGGAAUAUAACUGGGAAUUGGCGGAUCAGCCCCAGACCUUGGAGGAGAUUCUGUUGAACUGCAGGACGGCGCUGAAAUAUGCCAUCAAAACAGGGCAUCCCAGAUAUUUCAAUCAGCUUUCAACUGGAUUGGAUAUGGUUGGAUUAGCUGCAGACUGGCUAACUUCUACAGCUAACACUAAUAUGUUCACCUAUGAAAUUGCUCCUGUGUUUGUACUGUUGGAAUAUGUCACAUUAAGAAAAAUGAGAGAAAUAAUUGGUUGGCCAGGAGGUUCUGGUGAUGGAAUCUUUUCACCUGGUGGUGCCAUAUCUAACAUGUAUGCUAUGUUGAUUGCACGUUUCAAGAUGUUCCCAGAAGUUAAAGAGAAAGGAAUGGCAGCUAUUCCAAGGCUGGUUGCCUUCACUUCAGAACAUAGUCAUUUUUCAGUGAAGAAGGGAGCAGCAGCCUUAGGAAUUGGUACUGACAGUGUGAUUUUGAUCAGGUGUGAUGAAAGGGGAAAAAUGAUUCCAUCAGAUCUUGAAAGGAGAAUUGUUGAGGCAAAGCAAAAGGGAUUUGUUCCUUUUUUAGUAAGUGCCACGGCAGGAACUACCGUAUAUGGGGCUUUUGAUCCGCUGAUAGCUAUUGCAGAUAUUUGCAAGAAGUACAAGAUCUGGAUGCACGUGGAUGGAGCCUGGGGUGGUGGGCUGCUGAUGUCAAGAAAACAUAAAUGGAAAUUAAAUGGUGUUGAAAG
Messenger RNA from Python bivittatus (Burmese python), 1004 nucleotides. NCBI's taxonomy places the organism in Eukaryota, Metazoa, Chordata, Lepidosauria, Squamata, Pythonidae. The record is from RefSeq and is a predicted model, not a curated record.